AUGGCUCCAUUUCGAGGGGGUUCCGCAAGAAGACAAUCUGGUAGGAAGCGCCAGAAGAGACCAGGACGACAUAGCCGCCUAAAGCGCGUGGGAUUGGGUUUCUCGUCUUCUGGAACAAUCAGAGGAACUGGUGAUCCUGAAUACGAGUCGCGAUUGUCUGUUAUACAAGGUACGCGCGAUUUGGGCCACAUUGACACUACUUAUGGUGAUGUUCAGCAGAUAGCGUAUCAGCGCCAGAUGGUCGCUACGCCGCCUCGGGGACGAAUCGAGAUUCCCCGGUCAUAUCGUUCUGAUCUUCAUACUGUGUUAUCAUUGAGACUUUUGGCAAGUCGGAAGCUAGCUUCAAUGGCAUCUUCCAUACGACCAAGCCAUUUGAGUGCGGCUCCCAGUUGGCACCUAUGGAAACCUGUCUGGGAUACCAUUUGCUAUAAUGAUCUGGACUCUUUUAUCCUUUUCCAAACUUUUGCCAACCAAUUCGGAUCAAAGAGUGAUUUUCGCCCUCAUUGGGAUUGGGAUCUCAACUAUGAACGUUUCGAAAGGUGCAUUGAAUUACGACGAGCCAUAGAUGGGCUCAGUUGGAAGGUGCGACUUGAAACGCUUUUUUCAAACAGUCUAGCCAGUUUUCUGGUAGAUCCACCAAAUAUUUUUCAAUCUUUGUGUCUUCUGGAUCUUAGCAAUAUGACGAUUGACAGACACGCGCUUAUAUCUCUGACGCAAAUUGAUCUAACUGUGUUGGAUGUGUCUGGAGUCUUAUCGGUGGACGAUGGAGUUGUCAAGUCAUGGAUAACAGCCAUUGGGUCCGGAAAAUGGUCCCAUCUCUCCAUGGUUGAUGUCUCUUUUACCCGAGUGGGUCAGGAAGGUCUUUUGGCGCUUCUACGUACUCGUGGAAUGGUGCGAGUAUUCAGCUCUGUUGACGAGGAAGGAACCAAGGAACGAAUUCGUCGUGAAUCUAACCUUUCAAGUUUUCUUCAGUUUUUGCCUUGUUCCGAUCCCGGGAUCAUUCUUGACUUCAAAUUCGUGGACUUGGAGCUGAAAUCUGCCCUCAAUCGUUCAGAACUUCGAAACCUGUGGAAAGACUCUGCUAAACCGCGCGCUAGAUGUUGGAGCUAUGAACCACAGAAGGUUGAGAUUUUGAGGCCUAAACAGAAGCCAAAACCGCUUGCAUCUACGCUCACUUCUCAAAAAAGGAGGAUCGUUGGAAACGCCUCAACGUUCUUUGAGCUAUAG
Molecule: messenger RNA, 1227 nt
Organism: Kuraishia capsulata CBS 1993
Lineage: Eukaryota; Fungi; Ascomycota; Pichiomycetes; Pichiales; Pichiaceae
Exons: 1
Coding region: 1-1227 (408 amino acids)
Source: RefSeq, a predicted model, not a curated record